CCCGUUAAAUCCACUUUACUUUCGAUUUCGUUUGUGAUUACAGCAGUUUGAAAAGAUCAUCAAUGUGAUCAAAAGCUCGAUAAAGAACACUUAAUCGCCACUUCAUUAGGCAUGGGUAAGCUACAAAAAGAAAAGGGGCGGCGAAUGAAAAAGAAGAUAAGCGAAAAUACAAGAAAGGAAUCUAAACAAUCUUUUUUAGGUACAUCUUCAGAUACAAGCUGGGCUUUUUUACAAUUGGUGAUUGAGUCGCAUCAUCCUAGACUUUUGCGUACAAAAGCCUUCAUGGACCUCAAGAAGGCGAAAGAACGUUAUGUUAACGCCACUUCAUUAAGCGGUCAGCAACGAAAACAAAAGCAGACCAUGCUAAGACGACCUAACUUGAAGCUAAGCGACUUUGAAAAAAAGGAAUCUGAACAAUCAGUUGUGCUGUCAGAUGAACAUUUGCGUUAUGAAUCUAACAUUGGACUCAAUUGUGAAAUGUACUACAUGGGCAAUUUAAAGAAAGACCACGAUGAUAGUUUAACAACGAAAAUGAUGGACACAUAUCGCAGACUCAUGAACUCUGUUGGAGUCAUUAUGGUAGAUGGGAAAACCUUGGGCACAGGUUUUCGAGUCGGAAAAAUAUAUGUUGCAACGGCCUGGCAUGUUGUAAACGGCAUUUUAGAUCAUCGACUAACAGGAGUGAAAAAUUCGUCAAAUUUGCUACAAGCCUACAUUGUCUUCAGUGACCCUCCAGACGAUUGUUCUGCUACAAAAUACACUUUCAAACGAGCAUACUAUUCUGAUGAAGGCCUUGAUUUUGCAAUUCUGAAAAUAAGUAAUGCAGACAAAUCGUUACCACUUAAACUUGCAAUAAGGAAGGAACCAUGGGAACCACCUUUUAUGGGGGGAAGUGUUUCGUUAAUCAGUUAUGGUCAUCCAUCUAAACACAAUAAAAUUAUUGAACUACAAUGUAAAGUAGUCGUUUCUACAAAACAAGAGAUGCACAAAUUGCGGUUGUUUGUUCACAAACACGGAAACGAUCUUAAGUGCAAUUUGAAGGCGAACUGCGAAUUUAAAGUUGUUGACGAAUGUUCUAUCGGAUACGAUGCUGACAAAAAGAUAUUCAUUAAUUGUUUCGUGGAAAAGGGAGCUUCCGGGGCACCUAUGCUGGCAUGCAUUAAUCCGCUGUAUGACAUUGUUGAAGUCGUAGGGAUGUUGACUCAUGGGUUGCCAGAGUUUUACUAUUGCCUUAAUGAGGACUUUCAGAAACGUAUUCCAAACAGUCAACGAAUCGAAGCAGGAUACAAAAUGUCACAUGUUUAUGAAAAUAUGAAACAAAUUAAACCCGUUUUAGCGGCAGAUGUUUUUACAUAAGAAGCCUUUAUUAUUAUUGUCGAAAUGUAUAGUUGAGUUGUGUCCGGUGCCAGAGUGAACCAUACAUCGAAAUGUUGCUGCUUAUCACCCAUUAUUUAAAAAUACCAAGUUACCAGUUGGCGAUUUUUAUGAUAAAUCACUUUGGCAAGCGACUUUAUUUGUCCGCGCAAAAAUUUGACGGGGUGUACAUGUUACGUUGUUUUAUAUCACCUUAGCACAAAGUGCUUAGUCCAACUCUGACUUGCGUCCAUAGUCGUCCGGUGUGUGUCAUACGGUGUAUGUCGUCAACUGUUAGCUGGUAACCACAAUUUUCAUCAAUUGUAAUAAUAUUUUAAUGGACAAUAUCUAGGCCAAGAUCUAAUCACGUGCCUUCAAUGAGUAUGUAAAAUGUGAGAAAUAAACCCUGUUACCAUUUUGUCGACCGCAUUUAUGGCUCAAUCUUGAUGUAGCGUGGUCAUAAUGUUUAUGGCAAAAAUACCUUUGCCGAGUCUCGAUUAUGAGUCAUACGAAUCAAGAAACUAGUUAACUAGAUCAUAUCUUAGACAAAACUAUGUUGCCACUGUAUAGGUCACAUUUUGUGAAUGAAUCUUUAUAUAACUUGGUAAGAAUGCUUAUCUUGACAAUUUCUAGGCUGUGUUGAAAUCCGAUUGAUGUGUUACCCAAACUAGGUCACGGAGUAAAAUUUAAGAAAAACCCUGUUACCAAUAAGGAAGCCACAUUUAUGACUUAUUAAGUAUUUAUGAAACUUGGUAGGAAUGAUUUUCUUGACAAUAUGAAUUUCAUGUUUAAAUCUGAGUAAAAUUAGGUAAAAAAACAACAAGAUCAUGUCUUGAACAAAUGGUAUCAGUGUACUCAGUUAAAGAGCAUUCAUGGCCCUAUUGGUAAAUUAUAUUUUGAUCUGACAUAAUUUGGAUUGAUUCUGCUAAUAAAAAAAUGUAUUAAAAAAAGUGUGUUCAUUUACCUUAUAUUUCGAGCUGGCAUUUACAUUCCUUAUCCGAGUCAGUAGUCACUAAAUUAUUCUUAUUAUACCAAGUGAUUUAUAGACUUUGGAAAAAGGUAAACUAUGGUACCUUUAGUAAAAAUUUUGCAUGUCAACAUGAUUUAAAUGUUGCAUUAAUUAUAAUCAAAUUAAUAUAUGGUUUGAUAAUAGAGUAUUUUAAUCAAAAGUCUUAACUUUAUGUUUUC
Messenger RNA from Dreissena polymorpha, 2541 nucleotides. RefSeq lists its product as uncharacterized. Bases 112 to 1356 code for a protein of 414 amino acids. The record is from RefSeq and is a predicted model, not a curated record. The transcript has 8 exons. NCBI's taxonomy places the organism in Eukaryota, Metazoa, Mollusca, Bivalvia, Myida, Dreissenidae.